Messenger RNA from Misgurnus anguillicaudatus (oriental weatherfish), 1868 nucleotides. Its product is annotated as single-pass membrane and coiled-coil domain-containing protein 3. Lineage: Eukaryota; Metazoa; Chordata; Actinopteri; Cypriniformes; Cobitidae. The record is from RefSeq and is a predicted model, not a curated record.
CAAGGAGUUGUUUGCUAAAUCCAACAUUUCAGCUGAAUGAAUGAACAUCAGCAGUGUGUUAAAGACCUGAAUCACAAACAGCACAAAAUACACCAGAGAUCUUCAGUUCUUCAGAACAAACCCAGGAGAAUGUCUGAAAGAAGAGAAAUCAAUGUCCGUGAAAGUCAAGAGUCUCAGGAAGGGAUGAGAAGCAACUCCCAAACCUUUCCCAACCAAAUCGUUGAGGCUUUUCACAAUGGAAGCACCAGAAUGCGGUCUUGGUUCUGUGGCAAAGAAGAUGAAAGUAAGAAAGAAGAACUGAUAAGAUCUACACAAUCCCUUCACCACUACAUACACAAAUACUUCAACAUCACUAACAGACUGUCAGAGAUCCUCAAUAUUCAGAUGAAUCAAAACAUCUUACCUGCAGUCUCAGCGAAUAAAAGUGAAAGUAUAGAGCAGAACUGUGUCAGGGUUAGACGGGUUAUGAGCCAAAUCAUUGGCCUAUGUGAAAGGGAGGACAAACUUGUUCAGAAGAGCAUUGAACCUGCACUUUAUGAAAAGAUCGCCUUCUCUGUUGGGUCACUGGAAGAAAAGGCUGCAGUGAUAAAAGACGUGCAUGAUAAAAACAUGGGUGUCUUGGGAAAUGUCUUCUGUCCUGUAGUCACUGUUCAGCUGGCCAGAAGUAAUCUGACGGAUGUAAUGCCUCCAGUGGAACUGCUUAAAUCUCAGCCCGUUUCAUCAUUCGUCCUGCUGGGAGAUCUCGAGCAGAGCAGUAAACUAAUCACUAAGCUUCUGUGUGGAUCGCAAAACCAUCAAACGAGCCUUGAUGAAGCCAUACAGCUAAUGCAAGAUCUCCUUUCUAUUCUGAGGCCGCCCUGUGACUCCUACAAUGAUAUUCUUUGUGAAGUGGAAGCCUAUGUGAAGAUCAUAUCCAAGAAGAUGUAGGAGAGAGUUUAAAAAGUUAAAGUAAAUAAAAGAGUAAACAUAGCAAAUUUAUUUUUAACAUGUGCUACACUGCUUUUAACUUAAUUUACAACACUCUCACAAAUCUACAAAAGAAAAUUAAACUUCUUGUGUAAGUAAAUGUGUGUGACGUCUUUUUAUCUGGAGUAAUGUGCUGUCAAAUGAAAAAAUGUUUCCAGGCUGGGGCAGUACCCUUUAAAACGGUCCUAAUGGACCAGAUAUAUACAGGGUUUCCCGCAGAACAUUUCAGUUCAGGCGGCCCGCCUAAACUUGGAAACCCUACCGCCUUAACUAGGUCGGACAAAAAAAAUUGUAAGCACAUAGUUGAUGGCCCCCAUUGACUUUCAUUUCAAAAUAAUAGCAGUGUUCUAAUAAAAGCGAAUAAAGUGCAAACAUUUUAAAAAUAAUAAUAAUAAUAAUACAUUUUAUUUGUAUUGCGCCUUUCUUACACUCAAGGUGCUACAACAACAAUUAAAGAAACAACACUACCCCAUAAUUACAACACACUAAAUAAUGGCAAUAACAGCUAUUAGAUUAUAAAAUAGAUUCAUAAGAAAUAUGUGUUUUAAGUAAUUUCUUAAAACAAGUAAAAGAUACAGCAUUCCUAAUAGAAAAAGGCAAAGAAUUCCACAGCUUAAGCACAACAAAAGAGAACAACCUCCCACCAAUAGUUUUGAGUUUGUAGCGAGGCCAGUGUAGUUGAGAAAGCACAGGGGUAAUAUGGCAGCAUGAUGGUGUAUAGGUCAAAACACGAGCAGCUGAAUUUUGCACAUAUUGCAGUCUCUUAAUAAAAUUUGCAGGUAACCCUGCAAAUAGAGAGUUGCUAUAUAAAGCCUAGAUGUUAUAAAGGCAUGAAUGAGCCUUUCGGCAUCAGGCAUGGCAAUAAAUGGUCUUAUACGUGCAAUUUUCCGAAGAUGAUAAAA